Molecule: messenger RNA, 8856 nt
Organism: Portunus trituberculatus (swimming crab)
Lineage: Eukaryota; Metazoa; Arthropoda; Malacostraca; Decapoda; Portunidae
Gene: Eph
Product: ephrin type-A receptor 4-A-like
Exons: 18
Coding region: 128-2902 (924 amino acids)
Biological process (GO): cell surface receptor protein tyrosine kinase signaling pathway; axon guidance; protein phosphorylation
Cellular component (GO): neuron projection; plasma membrane
Molecular function (GO): protein binding; transmembrane-ephrin receptor activity; ATP binding
Source: RefSeq, a predicted model, not a curated record
GGAGGAGAGCUUUACGCAGUUCGAGAAUGGCAUCAACUGGCGGUCCUACGUAGUGUGUGACGUGGCCUACAACAACGUCAACAACUGGCUGUGGACGCCCUUCAUCGAGCGAGGCCCCGCUAACCGCAUGUACAUCGAGGUGCAGUUCUCCAUGCGUGACUGCUCCCUCUUCCCCGGCACCGCCCUCUCUUGCAAGGAGACGUUCUCGCUGCUGUACUACGAGUUCGACGCUGCCACCAAAGAGCCUCCCUUCUGGGAACCCGAGAGCUACAAGCUGAUCGACCGCAUCGCCGCUGACGAGGGACGCUUCACUAACUCCGCCGACAUCAUCAUCAAUGCCGAAGUCCGCUCCAUCCCCGUCACCAAGAAGGGCGUGUACUUCGCCUUCAGGGACCAAGGGGCGUGCAUCUCCCUCCUCGCCAUAAAGGUGUACUACAUUACCUGCCCGGAGAUCACCAAGGCCUUCACCCACUUCCCUACCACGCCCACCGGAGCUGAGGUGACGAGCAUCGAGCAGGCGACGGGCACGUGUGUUGCCCAUGCCCGCGAGGAGUCUCCCCCGUCCUUCCUGUGCACUGGUGACGGCCAGUGGUCACUCCUCAACGGGGGCUGCGCCUGCCUGCCCGGCUACCAGGCAGACACAGAGAAGCAGACCUGCGACGUGUGCCCGCCAGGAAAGUACAAGGACAGUGUGGGCGCCGACGAGUGCCGUGAUUGUCCGGAACACAGCGCCGCCGCCCACGCCGGAGCCUCAGAAUGCCGCUGCGACACAGGCUACUUCCGUGCCCCCAAGGACCCCCGUGGCAUGCCCUGCACACGUCCUCCCAGCAAGCCACAGAACAUCACGGUGAACUUUGUGGACCAGUCAACAGUGAUCCUGGCCUGGCAGCCGCCGCUCAACGAGGGCGGCCGUACCGACACCCUGUACCGUGUGGUGUGUGACGCUUGCGGCAGCCACGUCUCCUACUACCCGCCGCAAAUGGCAGACGAGAGGUUCAACGCCACGCAGGUCACCAUCAGCGGCCUCAACCCUGUCACCACCUACCGCUUCCAAGUGUUUGCCGAGAAUGGGGUGUCCAAGCAGGCCCCUGAGGCACAGUACCUGGACAUCACUGUCACCACUGAGGCAUCAGGUCGCUUUAUGGUGAUUGGCUACGAGGCUGAGGUGCCCUCCACAGUGAGCAACGUGCGGGUGACCAGCGUGAAAAGCACAGAGAUCUCCUUGGCGUGGGAUGCUCCUAGCGACCCUUACUCUGACAUAGAAAUGUAUGAGGUUCGGUACUAUGUGAGAGACCAACACAACAACUCAUCAAGUAUCCUCACCAAGAAGGAAGAGUCGUCCCUGGUUGCACUGAGGCAAGGGACAGAUUACGGCUUCCAGGUCAGAGCUAAGACGACACAUGGAUGGGGCAAAUACUCCCAACCCAUUUACAAGAGGACAGGGCAGCUGCUGGGAACUGCCUACGUAGGAGACGAAGAUAACACUCAAGUGCGCAUCAUUGUUGGGGCAACAGUGGGAGCCUUUGUAGUGAUUGCUGUCAUCGUCAUCAUGACUCUCCUCUUCCUCAGAAGAGGCACAGAUGAAUGCAACAAAAAGCAGCCAUCAGACUGCGACACGUUAGAAUACCGCAACGGCGAAGUGCACGGUGUUUUGGAAAACCCACCUAUAGUCCAAACCCACACCACCGGAAGUAUGACCACUCCUCUCUUCACACAAGUUGGCCACCACAGAACAUACAUUGACCCUCACACAUAUGAAGACCCAAACCAAGCCAUCAGGGAAUUUGCCCGGGAAAUUGAUGCAUCUUACAUAACCAUUGAAGCAAUUAUUGGUGGCGGGGAGUUUGGGGACGUAUGCAAGGGUAAACUUCAGCUACCCAGCCGACCAGAGAUGACAGUAGCUAUAAAGACUUUGAAGCCUGGUUCAUCUGAGAAAGCUCGUGUUGAUUUCCUGACGGAGGCCUCCAUCAUGGGCCAGUUCGAGCACCCAAAUGUCAUCUUCCUGCAGGGAGUGGUGACCAAGAGCAACCCAGUCAUGAUCAUAACAGAAUAUAUGGAGAAUGGUUCCCUUGAUCAUUUUCUUAGGGUGAAUGAUGGCAAGUUCCAGGUCCUGCAACUUGUGGGGAUGAUGCGCUGUAUUGCUUCAGGGAUGCAGUACCUCAGCGAGAUGAAUUACGUUCACAGGGACCUGGCUGCUCGUAAUGUGCUUGUGAAUGGUCAGCUUAUAUGCAAGAUUGCUGAUUUUGGUUUGUCAAGAGAGAUAGAAAGUCAUACAGAAGGAGCAUAUACCACAAGGGGGGGUAAGAUACCAGUUCGAUGGACGGCACCUGAAGCUAUCGCUUUCCGCAAGUUUACAAGUGCUUCGGACGUGUGGAGUCUUGGCAUAGUAAUGUGGGAAGUCAUGAGUUACGGAGAGAGACCAUACUGGAACUGGAGCAAUCAAGACGUCAUCAAGAGUAUUGAAAAGGGUUACCGCCUGCCAGCCCCAAUGGAGUGCCCCGAGGCAAUAUAUCAGCUGAUGUUAGACUGCUGGCAGAAGGAGCGCAACCAUCGUCCAAACUUUGCCUCCAUUGUGAGGACCCUUGACAGACUGAUCCGAACCCCUGAAGCACUCAACAAAGUGGCCCAAAACAGGUGUACAACAGCUCUGGGUCUGGACUCUGUGGACAUGACUCAGCUCACCUCAGUGGAGGACUGGCUUGCUUCCCUCAAGAUGAGUCGCUACGUGGACAACUUCCAGCGAACAGGCCUCACCGACCUGGAAGCUGUAGCCCGUCUUACCCAGCAUGACCUAACUCAGCUGGGGAUCACUUUAGUUGGCCACCAGAAAAAAAUUCUGCAAAGUAUACACACCUUGCGCACACAGCUGGCCGUCAACAUGUCUGAGGGCUUCCUAGUAUAGUGCCACUACUCUAACUAUGCCACCACUUGGUACUGAGUUGAGGUACAGUAGUCAGGUGGGCAAAUCAUUAGGUCCAGAGUGAAUGUGAUAUCCUGUGGUGAAAAAAGGUGGACCCAACGGCCAUUAUCAUUAUAUGAAAAUGUGAUAAUGAUUGAGAGAAAAGACAAGUGUGAAACAGGGUAGAAAACAUGAUUUUUAAUUACUCAUCAAAAGUGUCCAUCAAAAGACAUGCUUUGUUGUCACAUAUAGCUCAAGAAAACCCUGUACCCUAACUGCAAAGGGGGAACUAUGCUUGUGUGCAGAAAAUGACUGUUUAAAAUAUUGUAAGUGCCCCCAUGCUCUCAUUCAUGUGAUAAUGCCAUGGCCAUUGAUGUGUUGAACACAGAACUGUGGUGUGCAUGUGUGUGUGUUAUAGGGACAGAACAAAUAGCUGUAAUCAGCUUGCAAGUUUCUGUCACUGAAGGGUUCAUAAGCUUGCCUGUCACUUCCGUGCGUUGUACACUGCUCCUAAGGUAUGACCUUAGUGUAAUUGUUGAUAUUCCAUUUGCUGCCAGACCUUAUUCAGCCAAAGUCUAGUAUUGGUGUUGUCCUUUCUACCCUUUGAUGAACUCUCAGAGACUGUUUCCCAUUUAAGCUUCUGCCAGCAUUUCACUUUCUUCUGAGAGAUUAUAAGUUGCCUGUUUGUGGUGAACUACAUAGUGUGGUAAUGCACACUAAUAAGUGAAAGACGGUUUCAGUGAGCACAGACUAGUAGAGGGAGAAACCCUGUGCCCGGAAACUCAACUUCAAAAAAGCAGCUUAUUAGGGGGAUUCUUUCAGUCCUUGGGAAACCUGCAAUGACUUUGGAGAUGAUAAAAAAUGCCAAGAGAAGAGAGAAACUCCCUCCUCACGCACAUAUCAAUCUCUUAUCCCAUCAUGUGAACAUCCGGCCAUUCCCCACUCCCUUUCCUCCCUCCCUCCUGCAGGGCCCAACUGCUGUAGUUACACUGCCUUGUUGUUACCCAAGUCAGAUAUUGCAGUGCUGGUCAAUGGCUGGGUGUAACUAUGAAAUUAAAAGUGAGUCUACAGGAUUUUUACUUGUGACUUGUACAGAAAUAAAACAGUUAAAAGAAAAAAAUCAAACAAGUGGAGAAUCACCCAAGUUAAUUCAUCACUGUGUUUAGCCCUCAGCUAAGUUCAAAUUUAAUACCUUAUACACUCUCCCAUUCACUAACACAGCAAAAUUUUUGUGACUAAUUACACUGUCUGUGUCUGUCCAGUCAUCCCAUGGUGUCCUGCACUGUCCCAGUUUUGCACAGGUUUACUAAUUCUAUUGAAUUUGUUUUCAUCUUGUUUUGUAAUAUAUUGAGUGCAAUAGAAUCUCCCAACCUAAAACAAAAAAUUACUAUGCUUGAACUAAGUUAAAAAGCAUCUUGUCCUUAUUUUAUCUUACCAAAAUGAAAAUAUAAGAAGUAUUGUUAUAUUACUUCACAACAAGCAGCCCUCACUCAAAGUUUGUUUUGUGCAUAGUGAAGCAGAAUGUUUCCAUAUUGCUGUGUAUGCAACAAAUGAAAACCCAGCAGAGAAUGCCAUCCAUCAUUUUAGUCCUCACAAACAAUGGAGAUAAUCAUGGCCAGUUUUUAUACUAUACAUUAUGGGUAUUGAAACUCAAAUGUUACAUUAUUUUAUAUAUCAUUCUUACACAAUUUUAUAUUUGUAUUUUAAAUGAACCACAUGUAUAUUUGUAGCCGUGAUUGUCUCCUACUUUGUGUGAAUUAGAUACUGGCGAGAUCAGUUCCAUGUUUUGUGUGUUGGAUAUGGUCUUACAAGUAAUAGGUGGGUUUAGUCCACCCAACCUGUACUUUAUGUUCAAGAUGAAUGUGCUUUCAUUAUUGGCUCAUUUUGUACAUCUAAAUUUAUCCAUGCAGUCUUCUUUUUACAUCAUAACUAGUUUUUUUUUUUCCAUUGUCUAAAGGUAACUAAAAUUGAAACCAUUGAUUUUUUUUUUUUUUUUUUUUUUUUUUUUUAUGAAAAAAAAUAUUCCAAAAAGUGUAUUGUCAUGGUAAGACUUUUCAUUCAAGCCAACCACUUCAUCACCAGUCUGUUGCCAGAUUUAGCACCAAUGAAUAGUCUGAAGUCAGUCUAGUUUCCCAGUUUGACUGCAGAGUGAAGUAUAAAUAAUGUAUAAAGACCAGCAUCUCAGCAAAGCAAAGGACCUUGGAUGUGAUAGAAGCACUCUGAAUAAAGUUCUGUGGUCCAAUGUGGACAGUGAGACACAUUUUCCAGUCAAAUGAUAAUAAUAUUAAAGGAACAUGUAUAAAAGACUCAUUUUUUUAUAUCAAACUAAUUGAAAAAGUAAGACCUACAAGUACCAAUACCCUGAAGACUGUAUUCUUUUUUCUAGAUUCUUGACUGCCAUGUGUUCCAUGGAACAAAACAUCAAAAGAUUUCAUUGUAAGAUCAAAACUGAUUGUCUUUUCUAAAACUAAAUGUCUCAGGUGCAUCAUGCUUACCUAUUGCACAUGCACUUGUGGGGUUUAUAUAUAUAUAUAUAUAUAUAUAUAUAUAUAUAUAUAUAUAUAUAUAUAUAUAUAUAUAUAUAUAUAUAUAUAUAUAUAUAUAUAUAUAUAUACACACACACACACACACACACACACACACACACACACACACACACACACACACACACACACACAUACAAACAUACCUAUAUAGUUUACCUAGUGAAUAUAGCAGAGUAUGGUUCUGCAGUCAUGGCUGUGAAGCUCUCCCUAACUCCUGUUGCCUCCCAGUCAUUGAGAGCUGAAGAAGAAGACACCAACAGGUUCUGUUGUGUGAUUGCAGUCCAGCUUUUUAAAUGUUAUCAUGAAAACUUGUAUUGAACUGGAAAGUUUGACUGAAGAGUCUUACCAUGUGUGUCAUAAAUGUAGUAAGUGGGAGUCCUCUGGUGCCAGUCCAAUUGAAAAUAUUUAUUUUUAUUUUUUUCAUAAUUUAAUAGUAGUAUAUUUUGCAAAUUAAAAUUGGCCACAGCAAUAUAUAUACUAUAUACAUAUAUAAAUAUAUACAUAUAAAUGUUGUAGAUUGCAUUUAUGACAAACUUGGUGGCAGUUUUUAAGAGUAGUCCCUUAACAGCACUGUUAGAUUUGCAUUAUAUUUUGAUAGAAAUUUUUUAUUUUAGGGAAAUGUCAGGUACCCAGAAUCAGUAAAACCAAACACUCUGAUCAGGAGAGGUUCUAUUGUAUAAUUGUGACUACCUUUCAGCUUCAUUUAGUCAAAAUGAUGUUCAUAUGUAUCCUUUGAUGUAAGUAAUCACAGUGAAUUAUAAUUUAAAGAGAAUAUUUUUAGCUAUUUUAUGAUUUGUGAAUACCAAGUGCAUGUUUGUGUCUCCUUUGUAACGCUGUUAGCAAAACCUGUGUUUUUGGAAACGUGUGAUGACUAGAUAAUCAAAAUUUAGUAGAAUUUAUUUAGAUGUAGGAAUUUCUACAUAAAAAGCACCAAGCAAUACAACUCAUUGAGGUAAGAACUAUUUCAGUUGCUAUGUUGUUACUGAAGAGUGAUGAGUAACAAUCAAAACAUCCCUGACUGUGUAGGUAGGUAUUUUCAUACGUCACUUCAUAAUAAGGAAAGAAUCUUAGAAUGUAAGUCCCAAUGAAGGAGGAAGGAAGGAGUGAGUAUUCCUAUGGAAGUUCCGCGUGUGAUAAUUUGGAUUCUUGUAUUUUGGAAAGGGGAGGGAGAUAAUGUGGCAAAGUGGUCCAUAUCCUACGUGCCAGAGUGGGCCACUGGUCUUCACAUUCCACACCCUCUCAGUUAAGGUUUAUUGUCAGGGUGAUUGCCACUAGAAUUGUUCCUAUUAAGAUGUAAUUCAGCUUGCAUAAAGUUUUAGCCAAUCAUUUCAUGUAGUUUACAAAAAGUGGUCUUGGAUUUGCAGUUUUAAGUUGCCUGCAUCUUUCUCCAGUAUAUGUAGAUGUUUGCUUUUAGCCAUUUUGUUACAGGAACUAUUUUGUUUUGAUGAUGCCUCAGGGCGACCACUUUCACUGCCUCAUUGACAGUUCCAAUAAUCAAGCAAUCGUCCAGGGCAGCUUGGUGGGAGCAUUGGGACUUUGUGGAGGAAGGCUGCCAAACAGGAAGACAAAGUACUAUGCAUGUUAUUGAAAGGCUAUCUGUUAUUUCUAGAUUGUAAUGUAUGGAACACUGAUGAUUAUGCUAAGAUGCAAAGCUAUUUUUGUCAUGGUAUGGUGUGUUUAGUUCAAAAGUGGCUUGGUCACCAUUGGCACUUGAAUCCUUCCCCUUGGCAAGUCCAAAUGCUAUCACAGCUGUUGUUUUGCUUUGUGGCAAACUCCCUGACAGACCUCAAGAGACGUGUCUUAUUUUCUUACUGAUGUAGUCUCACAAUUACUUUGUGUGUCUUCUAUUAUCAUAACUAUCGUAAUCAGUGGCAUAUUCUCCGGCAACAUCCACUGAUGUCUGGGAAACAACAACUGAAAGGGCUGUUUAUGGUAUAUACAGCUUGACAAUUAUAUACAAUACACAUACAUACUCUUCGCAACCUUGGUGUAAACUCUUGAGAAGGCAGAUUAAAAUUUUAUAAUUAUGCUAAAGGUCUUAGAAAAAGGUUUUUGGAGUAGAAUUUCAGUCAUUCUCUUUUGUUUACCCAUCAAGAAAGUCACAAUGAAAUCCGCAAAUGCCUUGAGCACGGAGGACAGCAUAGCCUAAUUGUUUUAUAUAAUUUUAUUUAUUGAGCUGAAGCAUUGCUAGAAGAGCGUAUGUUGUGUACUAUAAUGUUGUAUAAAGUUUGUAAAAUAGUCAAGAAAUAUUUUAUAUUUUUAGUUGAUAAGGUAUGAGAUCUCCAAUUUUGAACUCUUAAUUGUUUGAAUAUGGAAUGUGAUUUGUUUUUAGUUUGCUAUCGAAAUGGAGGUGCCAGUUUAGGCACCACAGUGCAGUGAAGCAAGGGAACUUUGGGGGAUUAGAUGUAAGUGAAAUUAGGUAUUCAAUUCCAAAGUUACUUGUAACACUCAUCCCUGGCUCUGCCCCCCUUAGGUCCAAUGUAUCAAUUUUUGUAUAUAUGAUUCUACAUUUUCUUAUUCUCAUAUCUUCAUCAUUAUUGUAAUUGUAUCCUAUACUUUACCUUCCUUCUUAUAUAUGUCUGAUGAAUUUAGAUCUUGUACAAGAAAAAAAAAAUAUUGUUGAGCUUUCUUUGCUAAUACUUACUUUUUUUUUGUAUGGUCAUUAUAGUGUCUGUUUUAUUAUACUGCUAUGAUUUGAAAUUAGUUGAGAUCACAACAUUAAGUCCAAUACUAUGUCAGUUUUGCCAACCUGAGUAAAUGCAGUACAGCAGUGGUUAUAUUUUUUCCAAGCUUCUUAUAGUAACAAUUAUUCCAUUUGCAUUAGAUGAUGUCCUAUGACUCUGCUCAAGCUGACAGGUUGACAUGACUCGUAGUGACCCCAAUGCAACAGCUGUAAAUUGUAGCUUUUUCCUAGUCAUAUCAAUUAUCCCUCCCUCUUGUCACAGAUAGUUGAGGGUCAGCUACAUGUUGGUUUGAUGCCUUUUAAAAAAAUGUCAUAGCUGAUAAGCCUGUCAGAUAAUGUCAAGCUCUUGAAUUUUGUAACUCAAGUUACCAUCUUUAUUGGAAAGUACAUUGAUCCUGUGAAUGCACUAGAGGUCUUAGGAAAGGUGAUGGUCAUCCAUCCUGAACCCAUCUAUGGCAGAGAGCCAUUUAGCUGACCUACAUUAGGAACAAAAGCACAUGGGACUCCUGUACCAUAGUAGACAUUAUACUGUAAAGAUGUAUAACUCAAAGUUAUCAAUUGUAAUCCAAUGUGAUGAUAAGGUAACAGAAGCCCUGAAGCUUUUUAUUCCUGGCUACUGCGACAAGUUCUGCUGACAUAUUUGUAUUUUGUUCAUUCCUAACCUUCAAAGCAGUUGUAUGUGCAAGUUCUUUGUGUUCAAGAAACAAUAAAGUUUGACAGAAAUAUGA